Bufo bufo (common toad) is the source of this 1212-nucleotide messenger RNA. RefSeq names its product noggin (gene NOG). The transcript has a single exon. Gene Ontology annotation, biological process: dorsal/ventral pattern formation; negative regulation of BMP signaling pathway; negative regulation of cell differentiation. The record is from RefSeq and is a predicted model, not a curated record. Lineage: Eukaryota; Metazoa; Chordata; Amphibia; Anura; Bufonidae. Bases 480 to 1148 code for a protein of 222 amino acids.
AGUAGCCAGAGGGACUGGAGACAGAGCUGAGCACUGGAGAAGCAGAGAGGAGCUGCAGGAUCUCCCCAGGGUGAGGGACAUGUGCACAUGGGAGGACUGCCCUAACUUCACUUUCACCCACUAGUCUUCCUGGCACCUCUCAGCUGGUGCUGCUAUCAUUGCUAUUAUCACCCUCAUCAUUUUCCUCCUACCCCCCCUAUUAUCCCUCUCUUCCCACUUGGAGAAACUGAGUCCCUGGUUGCCAUGGUGUCCCAGCUGAAAGUGGAGAAUAUUUAACAAGGGGGAGGCUGGAGCCAGCAGGCAGACAAACUGGUGCCAUCAGGACUGGAGAAGAGACAAGGCUUGAGCUGCUUGUGCUGGACUGCAAUGAGAGGGGGGGACCAGACAACUUCUCCAAACCCCCCUCAUCCCUUCUGAUGCAUCAUUUAUGAUCCCUGACAAGAGAGGAUAGCCCAGGUCACUGAGUUCUCUCCAGCACCAUGGAUCAUUCCCAGUGCCUUGUGACUAUCUAUGCCCUGGUGGUCUUCUUGGGACUCAGAAUAGACCAAGCUGUGUGCCAGCAUUACUUACACAUCAGACCAGCUCCUAGUGAAAAGCUACCACUGGUGGAUCUUAUCGAACAUCCGGACCCUAUCUUUGAUCCCAGGGAGAAGGAUCUUAAUGAGACUGAGCUGAGGACUCUCUUGGGUGGCCACUUUGACCCCAACUUUAUGGCCAUCAACGUGCCCGAGGAGAGACUUGGAGUGGAGGACCUGGCAGAGCUUGACCUGCUCCUGAGGCAGAAGCCCUCUGGGGCCAUGCCAGCUGAAAUCAAGGGGUUGGAGUUUUAUGAGGGGCUUCAAGGAAAGAAACACAGACUGAGUAAGAAACUGAGAAGGAAGCUCCAGAUGUGGCUCUGGUCCCAAACCUUCUGCCCUGUACUCUACACGUGGAAUGACUUGGGCAUCAGAUUUUGGCCCCGCUACAUGAAAGUGGGCAGCUGCUACACCAAGAGGUCUUGUUCUGUACCAGAGGGGAUGGUUUGUAAAGUUUCCAAGUCCAUGCAUCUGACCAUCUUAAGGUGGAGAUGUCAACGCAGGCUAAACCAGCGCUGCACGUGGAUACCCAUACAGUACCCCAUCAUAUCCGAGUGCAAGUGCUCCUGCUAGGACUCCAUGGACCUCAGUAAAGACAUGGCUUUAUGGUUAAUGUUGUAUGCACUGUAACAUGUAG